Molecule: messenger RNA, 1547 nt
Organism: Dentiscutata erythropus
Lineage: Eukaryota; Fungi; Glomeromycota; Glomeromycetes; Diversisporales; Gigasporaceae
Source: the annotation of a GenBank genome assembly
CCAGUAGUUUCAUUGGUAGAUACUUUAAACUUGAGAACAGUGGUGUUCCUAAUGCUCGCAAUACUCGAUUCACCACUGAGCUUCGUGCUGGAAUGGUAACCUUCAUUACUAUGGCCUAUGUUAUAUCAGUUAAUGCAAUGAUCAUUGCUGAUUCAGGUACUACAGAUUUAUGUGCCAAUGAUCCCGAUUAUUUAACAUGUCAAGCAAUAGUACAGAGAGAUUUAGUUACUGCGACAGCUGCUGUUUCGUGCAUGGCGACCGCUAUUAUGGGGAUCUUUGCAAACUUACCGUUAGCUCUUGCUCCAGGAAUGGGCAUGAAUGCCUACUUCGCUUAUACUGUGGUUGGCUUUCAUGGAUCGGGUAAAAUUGCAUAUGAAACUGCUAUUGCCGCUGUAUUCAUAGAAGGGCUUCUCUUUACCUUUUUUUCAAUAUUUGGUAUUUGUCAAUUGCUUGCAAAGCUUAUCCCCAUGUCUAUAAAAAUUGCAGCUGGUGCUGGUGUCGGUUUUCUUCUUGCCUUUAUUGGAUUACAAAGAAGUACUGGUAUUGCCUUAAUAAGUCAUGAUCCUUCCACAUUAGUGACACUUGGAGGCUGUCCUGAUCAAUAUUAUAAUAAAACUACUGGCAUUUGUACUAGUCACCAUAUGGAAAGUCCGACUACUUGGUUGGGGAUUUUAGGUUUUUUGAUGAUCGUGAUCCUAUUACUUUUCAGAGUAAAGGGAAGCAUGUUUAUAGGAAUUUUUUUCAUCAGUAUUAUAAGUUGGUUUAGAAACAGUGAAGUUACCUAUUUUCCUUACACAGAUGAGGGUGAUGCUCGCUUUAAUUUCUUUAAAAAUGUUGUUGGUUUUCAUACCAUGGAAAAGACUCUAGGUGCGAUGCAUUUUGACCUUGGAAGCUCAGAUGUCUGGAUAGCCAUAAUAACAUUCCUAUAUAUUGAUACACUGGACACGACUGGCGUUCUCUACUCAAUGGCAAAAUUAGGCGGUUUUUUAGACGAAACUGGUGAAUUUGAAGGUUCUAAUGCUGCAUUUAUAUGUAAUGCUUCUUCAAUUUCAAUCAGUGCUAUUUUUGGAUCAUCUUCUGUCGCUACAUAUUUCGAAUCGGGUUCUGGAAUUGCUGAAGGUGGUCGAACUGGAAUUACUUCGCUUACUGUAUCUUUCUUCUUUUUUAUCUCGUUAUUUUUUGCUCCAAUUUUCGUUAGUAUACCUCCAUGGGCUUCUGGUCCUAUCCUAGUAGUUAUUGGUUCUAUGAUGGCGAAAAAUAUUAAAGAUAUUAAUUGGAAAUAUAUUGGUGAUGCUGUGCCUAGUUUCUUAACUUUCAUAAUUAUGCCAUUAACAUAUAAUGUCGCUUAUGGUUUAAUCGCUGGAAUCGUUUCUAAUAGAAAAAGUGGAGAGGGAUUAUUACCUAUUUGGCUUGUGCCUGUUGUAUAUAGGAUUCGUGGGAGGAAAAAUACUGCGGAAAUAAAAAAACCUAUCGAAAUAAAUGAAACGACAGAAAUAAAUAAUGUGAAUCGUGAUGUUGCUGUUGAUGUUGAUAGAAGGAAUGAAUAA